AUGAAAAUAUUUAUACACUGUAUUCUAUUGCUAGUGAUGUUAACAAUAUCAUAUAGAACAUGUGUUUCUGCAGAAAAUAAAAUUCUAUCAAUAUCUGAUGGACUUUCAUUUGGCUUUUGUCGUAGUUAUUGUCGUCGAUCAAUAAAUAUAACAUCAAGUCCAAAUCAAUUAGUUGCUUUAAAAGAACCAAAUUUUCCUCAAGACACCUAUCCACCUAUGGAAAAAAUCUUUCCCUUUUCUUUAAAUGAAUGGACAGAAUUAAUCCAAUUAAUUGAUACUGAAAGUUUUCUAUCAUUAGAUGAUCGUAUUGGAUGUCCUGAUUGUGCAGAUGGAGGAGCUGAAUGGAUUGAAAUACACUGGACGGGCAAAACUAAACGAGUUACAUUUGAAAAUGGAGCUUUAAUAAAAGGUUUUGAAGGACUUGUUAUUCAAUUAAGAGAUAUCAGAAAUAAAUAUACUGAAAAUCUUUAA
Molecule: messenger RNA, 471 nt
Organism: Rotaria sp. Silwood2
Lineage: Eukaryota; Metazoa; Rotifera; Eurotatoria; Philodinida; Philodinidae
Source: the annotation of a GenBank genome assembly